UUCUUAAAGAAAAAUGAUAUGAAGAAUUUAAGUACUUAAUUGGUGGGAUAGGCAUAGGCUACAGCAUUUGAAUUAUUAGACAUUUUGAAAUUGAUGUUCAAUGGGUAUAUUUGGUUCAAUGGAAGGGGAUUUGAAAAGGGUUCUUGGCCAAGAGACUGGUCUGGAGCCAAAGGAGCAGAGAUUGUUGUUUAAAGGUAAAGAAAAAGACGAUGAAGAAUGUUUACACAUGGUAGGUGUAAAAGAUAUGUCAAAGGUAAUUUUGUUCGAGGACCCAGCUAGCAAGGAGAGGAAGCUUGAGGAGAUGAAUAGAAAUCAUGGUAUACUUAAAGCUUAUGAAGAUGUUGCCAAAGUCAGAAUGGAGGUUGAUAAACUCUCAGAGAAGGUUGUUGCUUUAGAGGCAACUGUUCGUGGUGGCGCCAAGGUUGCAGACAAGGACUUCCUCGUCUUAACGGAGUUACUUAUGGCGCAGCUGCUUAAACUGGACUCAAUUGAGGCAAAUGGAGAAGCGAAAGUUCAGAGGAGGAUUGAGGUUCGCCGAGUGCAGAGUUUUGUGGACACAGUAGACAGUCUCAAGGCAAGAAACUCUAAUCCCUUUAGCAAUAGUGGCAAUGCAGUAUCAGUGACCACCAAAUGGGAGACGUUCGAGUCAGGAGUCGGAUGCUUAAGCGCUCCAGCCCCAUUACAACCUUCCACAAAAAUAACUCAGGAUUGGGAAUCGUUUGACUGAUGAGGUCUGUAUAUAUUUGCAAAGGAAGCAAAAGUAUAUAUUCUAAUAUCAAUAUACCUGGACCCUGUUACUAUGAGGGCUUUGUUUGCUGCUCUUAAUCACUGAAAAGGCUGUUUAAUUUUAAGUUUUUGAUAGGUUAGAGAUGAAGAUCAAACCUUUUUAACUGCUAUGAUGUUGUACAGAGUUGAGAUGCCUUGCUUUC
Messenger RNA from Pistacia vera, 929 nucleotides. Its product is annotated as BAG family molecular chaperone regulator 4-like. Gene Ontology annotation, cellular component: cytoplasm. Bases 101 to 727 code for a protein of 208 amino acids. Gene Ontology annotation, biological process: protein stabilization. Gene Ontology annotation, molecular function: protein-folding chaperone binding; adenyl-nucleotide exchange factor activity. The record is from RefSeq and is a predicted model, not a curated record. The transcript is spliced from 3 exons. NCBI's taxonomy places the organism in Eukaryota, Viridiplantae, Streptophyta, Magnoliopsida, Sapindales, Anacardiaceae.